Ipomoea triloba (trilobed morning glory) is the source of this 2554-nucleotide messenger RNA. Its product is annotated as probable LRR receptor-like serine/threonine-protein kinase At4g37250. Gene Ontology annotation, molecular function: protein kinase activity; protein binding; ATP binding. The record is from RefSeq and is a predicted model, not a curated record. NCBI's taxonomy places the organism in Eukaryota, Viridiplantae, Streptophyta, Magnoliopsida, Solanales, Convolvulaceae. The transcript has 2 exons. Gene Ontology annotation, biological process: protein phosphorylation. Bases 90 to 2435 code for a protein of 781 amino acids.
AAAUCUCACUUAACCUUCUCUUCUUUAUCUUAUCUCCUUCCUUAUUAGUCUUCUGGAGAAUCAGAGAUGCGGGAGCGGUUUGAGACGCCAUGAUUUUCCAGGGCUUUGGUCUCCAUUUAUGGUGGAGAGUUCUUGUGGCGUUGCUUCUCUUUGCUGUUCAGUCGCUUGGGCUCAACACUGAUGGAGUUCUGCUCAUGAGUUUCAAGUACAGUAUUGUUAGUGAUCCGUUUGGUGUUUUGGGAGGCUGGAAUGCCGGAGAUGAGGUUCCCUGUUCUUGGAAAGGCGUUGAUUGUGAGGUGGUGGCGGCUAAUGUUUCCGGCGACGGCCGUCGUGUCACCGGCUUGGCUCUUCCUGGUUUUCAGCUUGUUGGGUCUAUUCCUUCUAGUCUUGGUAUGAUUCAGCAUCUCAGAAAUCUUGAUCUUUCGAAUAAUUCGAUCAAUGGGUCUAUUCCUUUGACGCUGUUUAAUGCUUCUGGGCUUGAAAGACUUGAUUUUUCUGACAAUCGGAUGUCCGGUGAGUUGCCGGAGGUUGUUGGGUGUCUCAAGAGUCUCCGGUCUCUUAAUCUCUCCGGGAACGCCUUCACCGGGGUAGUGCCGGAAAAUUUGACGAGUUUGAGGAAUCUGACGGGCAUUUCUCUGAAAGAUAAUUACUUUUCCGGGAGACUUCCGGGAGGAUUUGACUCCGUCGAGGUUUUAGAUCUGUCUUCUAAUUUGAUAAACGGAUCUCUGCCUCCCAAUUUCGGAGGGAGCCGUCUUGGCUAUUUCAACGUUUCAUUCAACAGACUUUCCGGCGAAAUCCCGCCGGAAUUUUCCAGGAAAAUUCCCCCAAAUGCAACGUUAGAUCUCUCCUUCAACAACUUAACCGGCGAAAUUCCGGACCACGCUCUGUUCUUAAACCAGGACGGCGGAGCAUUUUCUGGAAACCGGAAUUUAUGCGGCAUGCCGGUGAAAAUUCUGUGUCCGAUUCCUUCCGCAAUCUCAACACCGCCGAACGCGACGGAGCCAAUAACAUCCCCGCCGGCAAUUGCCGCCAUUCCCAAAACCGUCGACUCAACCGCCAGAGCAGACUCGCCCCCGGGGCGUUCACGAAGCGGUCUCAAAACCGGCACGAUCAUCGGUAUCGUGGCGGGCGACAUGGCGGCGCUGGGAGCUCUGGCGCUGAUUUUCGUGUACAUUUAUCGGGCAAAGAAAAAGAGACGCACAGAAGAAACCAUAAAGAAAGAGGCAGAAAGCGCUAAGGAUUUCGACUGGGGAUCAUCCUCGGAGGAAUACAAUUGGUUAAGGUCCUGGACGUGUCUGAAAAAACAGAGACGCGCCGGCGCCGGCACCGGCGCCGGCGACGAGUCAUCGGAAAAUAUGAACUCCGAGAGCGACGACAGCGAGGAGGCGGAGAAGGGUCACGCGCCGCCGGCGGGCCAGAAAACAGGGGAGUUGGUGACGGUGGACGGCGAGAAAGAGCUGGAAUUAGAGACUCUGCUGAAAGCGUCGGCGUACAUUCUGGGCGCUAGCGGCUCCAGCAUAAUGUACAAGACGGUGUUGGACGACGGCACCGCCUUGGCCGUCCGCCGCAUCGGCGAGAGCGGCCUGUACCGGUUCAGGGAAUUCGAGAACCAGAUCCGGGUUAUCAGCAAGCUGGUUCACCCGAAUCUGGUUCGGAUUCGUGGCUUUUACUGGGGCGCCGAUGAAAAACUUGUAAUCUACGAUUUCGUUCCCAAUGGCAGCCUCGCCAAUGCAUGUCACAGAAAAGGCGGGUCUUCCCACCGCCAUCUUCCGUGGGAGGUGCGGCUGAAGAUAGCAAGAGGGGUGGCGCGUGGGCUGGGCUACAUUCACGAGAAGAAGCACGUGCAUGGGAAUCUGAAGCCCAGCAACAUCCUCCUGGACGCCGAUCUGGAGCCCAAGGUCGGAGAUUUCGGGCUCGAACGCCUAGUCGUCGCCGGCGAGAGCAGCCGGAAGGUGUACGGCUCCUCCCGGAACUUCGGCAGCAAGAGAUCCACGGCGUCCCGCGACAGCUUCCCGGAUUCCGCAGUUUCCGGCGGCCCGACGCCCAGCCCGAGCCCGAGCGCGUUAGCAAUAUCGCCCUACCUCGCACCCGAAUCGCUCCGGAGUCUCAAGCCCAACCCGAAGUGGGACGUUUUCUCCUUCGGAGUCGUGCUGCUGGAGCUGCUCACCGGAAAAAUCAUCGUUUCCGACGAGAUGGUCCCCGGGCCACCGGUGAUGGGAGUUGAGGAGAAGAGCAAGGUGCUGAGAAUGGCUGACGUGGCGAUCCGUGCUGACGUGGAAGGGAAAGAGGAAGCCCUGUUGGCACUUCUAAAAUUAGGUUAUAAUUGUAUAUCUCCAGUCCCUCAAAAGAGACCUGCCAUGAAAGAGGUAGUUCAAGCACUUGACAACAUUCCAACAUCUUCUUCUUCUUCUUCAUCCUACUUUUACAGUGUUUAACAAUAUAAAAAAAAUGUACCCAUUUGUAGUCACAACGCCACAUGUACGUAAGGUUGAUUAACAUCUCCAUCUGCUAGAUAAUAAUUUUUUAAUAAUAUUACACGUAUUCCUACCUUUUA